GAGCUCAGCAUGUAUACCGGCUUCAGUGUGACCAAGCAUGGGGACAGAAGGAUGGAUGGCGAGCUGAGGCUAUAACUUGUUAGUUUUUCUUUACUUCAUCUGCUACAAAUUCCGGCUUAGAAAUGGAUAUUCUUUUUGAGGAAAAUGCUUCUUUGAGCUCAACUACAAACUCCUUAAUGCAAUUAAAUGAGGACCCAAGGCUCUACAUCAAUGACUUUAACUCCAGAGAAGCUAACACGUCAGAUGCAUUUAACUGGACAGUGGACUCGGAAAAUCGAACCAACCUUUCCUGUGAGGGCUGUCUCUCACCACCAUGCUUCUCCUUACUUCAUCUCCAGGAAAAAAACUGGUCUGCUUUGUUGACAGCUGUAGUGAUUAUUCUAACCAUUGCUGGAAACAUACUCGUCAUCAUGGCAGUGUCCCUAGAGAAAAAGCUGCAGAACGCCACCAACUAUUUCCUGAUGUCACUUGCCAUAGCUGAUAUGCUGCUGGGUUUCCUUGUCAUGCCCGUGUCCAUGCUAACCAUCCUGUAUGGUUACCGGUGGCCUCUGCCUAGCAAGCUCUGUGCGGUCUGGAUUUACCUGGACGUACUCUUCUCCACGGCUUCCAUCAUGCACCUCUGUGCCAUCUCACUAGACCGCUAUGUUGCCAUCCAGAACCCCAUCCAUCAUAGCCGAUUCAACUCCAGAACAAAGGCCUUUCUGAAAAUAAUUGCUGUUUGGACCAUAUCAGUGGGUAUAUCUAUGCCAAUACCAGUCUUCGGCCUACAGGAUGAUUCCAAGGUCUUUAAGGAAGGGAGUUGCUUACUUGCAGACGAUAAUUUUGUCCUGAUCGGCUCUUUCGUGUCAUUCUUCAUUCCCUUAACCAUCAUGGUGAUCACCUACUUUCUAACUAUCAAGUCACUCCAGAAAGAAGCUACUUUGUGUGUGAGUGAUCUUGGCACACGGGCCAAACUAUCGUCUUUCAGCUUCCUCCCUCAGAGUUCCCUGUCUUCGGAAAAGCUCUUCCAGCGAUCAAUCCACAGGGAGCCCGGGUCCUAUGGCAGGAGGACUAUGCAGUCCAUCAGCAAUGAGCAAAAAGCUUGCAAGGUGCUGGGCAUUGUCUUCUUUCUGUUUGUGGUGAUGUGGUGCCCAUUCUUCAUCACGAACAUAAUGGCCGUCAUCUGUAAAGAGUCCUGCAAUGAGGAUAUCAUCGGAGCCCUGCUCAACGUGUUCGUUUGGAUCGGUUACCUCUCCUCAGCAGUCAACCCACUGGUAUACACACUGUUCAACAAGACCUACAGGUCAGCCUUUUCCCGGUAUAUUCAGUGUCAGUACAAGGAAAAUAAAAAACCAUUGCAGUUAAUUUUAGUGAACACUAUACCGGCCUUGGCCUACAAAUCUAGUCAACUCCAAAUGGGACAAAAAAAGAAUUCAAAGAAAGAUGCCAAGAGCACAGAUAAUGACUACAGUAUGGUGGCUCUAGGGAAACAACAUUCAGAAGAUGCUCCUACAGACAUUAUUAACACAGUGAAUGAAAAGGUUAGCUGUGUGUGAUAGACAAGUUGCCAUAGCAACCACAGAGGGCACGCUCGGCAAAUUUUCACCUAUUCUGGGGAAAGAAAAGAAAAUAGGGAGACUGGGAAAAAAAUUAGGCCAGUCUAGUAGAACCAACAAUAAUAUUUAUAUGCCUCAUUUUAUUCUGUCAACGAAAAAAAAAAAAGCAGGGUUAAAUGACACAAAACGUGCACUUCAAAAAUGUUCUGACAGCAUUUCAGCUGUGAGCUUUAUGAUACUUAUUUUUAACAUUGUAAAUGAUAUGUCUUUAAAAUAAUUAGCUUUUAUUGUAUUAUUAUAAUGAGGCCAUAAGUCUAAAUUACCUUCUAUUUCAAGUGGAAACCUUGCUACUCUGUUGUUGUUAAUUGAUGGCAUGAGUUGGUUACCUAUUGCUGUAAAUAACAAUAGCUACAAAUAGUGAAAAUUGGUUGAAUAUAAUACAAUGACCUCUUAAAGAAAAAUCUUCUUUAAAACUUACUAUGCUACAUAUUUUGAACAACAAAAAAAGACACUAAGGACAGUGUUAUGAAAUCUGUAUUGCUAAGAUAAUUAAAUGAAAUACUUGACGACUUUUUCAUUCCUGCUUUUUCAUAGAUGUCAUUUGGAAAUAUUCACAAAGUUGCUGGCAUUUGCUGCAUUUCAAGCUAAUUCUUCUCAGAAGUGAAAAAGUUUUAAAAUGUUAUUUAAUAACUACUGCUGCUUUCUCUUCUACUCUUUGUGCUUUAUUCUGAAUCUCCAAUGUGGUCUUGUUUAGUGUUUGUUCUACUAGGUAAACUAUCAAAAGGAUAAUUUAACAUUACUAAAUACGUUUCUAGAAAUUGCUUCUCCUCAACAGCACCAUAGCAGUGUUUGGUAACUCGCUCUUUGAUGACUGCACCGUGCAUGCGCGCCUUUGAGCAGUAAGCAGUAUUGAUGUAACUGUGUCACGAUUGAGGAAUAAACUCAGGUUUUUGGCUACUGACAGCAGAACCUUAGGACGCCUCUGUAAAAUGCAGGUGGCUUUCCUAUUGGCCCCAUUAGGUAAACUGAUGCUUUAGAUCAGUCUAUAUUCUUUACUAAAACUGUUCAGCUUUGGCCUCACGAUCAUCUACUGGGUGUAUACUAUCGGUGAAGGAAUGUCCUAGGUACUGAAGAUAUAAAAAUAAUUAAAACAAGAUCCCUGCCUUUAAAGAAAAUG
Molecule: messenger RNA, 2712 nt
Organism: Odobenus rosmarus divergens (Pacific walrus)
Lineage: Eukaryota; Metazoa; Chordata; Mammalia; Carnivora; Odobenidae
Gene: HTR2A
Product: 5-hydroxytryptamine (serotonin) receptor 2A, G protein-coupled
Exons: 3
Coding region: 123-1535 (470 amino acids)
Biological process (GO): chemical synaptic transmission; G protein-coupled receptor signaling pathway, coupled to cyclic nucleotide second messenger
Cellular component (GO): plasma membrane; dendrite
Molecular function (GO): G protein-coupled serotonin receptor activity; neurotransmitter receptor activity
Source: RefSeq, a predicted model, not a curated record